Hypoxylon trugodes is the source of this 2009-nucleotide messenger RNA. RefSeq lists its product as uncharacterized. Lineage: Eukaryota; Fungi; Ascomycota; Sordariomycetes; Xylariales; Hypoxylaceae. The record is from RefSeq and is a predicted model, not a curated record. Bases 310 to 1362 code for a protein of 350 amino acids. The transcript has 2 exons.
AGCCCUAUGGGAGGGUUAAGGUUAUCUCUGCAUCCCGGGAAAGCCCCAACCUUAUCAUGCCGUUUGAUAUCUGACACGGAAAGAAGCAGCUUCUGCACCAAAUCGGGAAAUUCUCAAUGGCGAUCACAGUCAUUGCUUUUCUCGGAGUUGACUAAAGAUUGAAGAUUCGAUCAUGUUACACGGCAGAUUGUUUACAUAAUCCAUGGGUUGAAAUGGCUUUGCAAUUUAUUUACAAUUGCAUCCACAUUAGGCAGCCAUCGCUAUUAACACCUUCGCAUUCAUGGAUCCAUUAAAUAUAUCAAACUAUUCAUGUUGAUCAUGGCAAGUGUGGAUAAUCUCACGCCGCGGCGGUUCGCCCCUGCGUUUCCCAAUGUCGAAGCUAAUCGGUAUCUUCUUGACUAUGUCAAAGUUCAUCAUCCGGAGUUUUACCCCGGAGGUGCACUGUCAAGCCAGCCCGCUUGUGAUGGGGGCGGCGUUCAUUAUACUGGGCUUUACUACGCUUGCUGCGUCGUGGCCGGCAACAUCUGGCAUCCCAUGGAGGGAAGAGACAGUACCAAGUAUGAAGAAUACGAUCACCCCUUUCUAUCGACCUCAAGGGAUCCUAGUGAUCGAGAAGCCCGCCUCACAAUACCCGAUGACGAGAUAAUCCGGCCAGCUCCAAUUGGGAAAGCGUAUUUCUUCCCUGUUCCCAGCAAUACAAAUCAUCGACGCUACGCUAUCGUCCCAAGUUUCGAUCACCGGAUCCCCCCUGAUGGCGUGAAGAUAAAAAUACCCGCCCCCUGGCUCUCCCUCGACCCGUUGCAUGAUGACCCAAACUCAAACAAUUCUUACAGGUCAUACAGAGAAUGCUUCGCCACAUUGGCCUCCAGCUCCCCACAGCGGCCAUCCCCGCAAGAUCUGAUAUGUUGUCUUACAAAGGAGUACCUUUCUGUAGACUUCUGUCGUGUUAUCCCUAAGAGUGAAGAACGAUGGUUCAUUGGCAAUGACAUGCAAAAAUAUUCGACUUCUAACGAUCAACAUAACGGUCCUCUCAAUAGAAUCUGCAAUGUUAUGCCCUUUCGGCUUGAUGCUCUAGGAUACUUCGGUCAAGGACAUCUCAGUCUAGUUCCCAAACUUGACAAGUCUACCGGCCUCUACACAUUACCAACUCAUGCGGUUCGAUACCCUAAAGAGUUAUUGAAUCCAAGGGGUAGAUUGCAAUUCCACGACAUAUUUCACAAUUAUCUUCUAUAUCCACACCCAAUAAAAUGGAUCCCCGUCGAGUAUCUAUUCACCCGAUUUGCCUGGACUCUUUUUUCCGACCAGGUCAUGACCUUACUUAACGACGCCAAAGGUGUGACUUUUCCCCCUGCGCCUUCAUAGUAACUAUACGGCGGAGACGAUCCAAGACAUGAAGGACGAUUAUCCUAGACCACGUCCAAACAGAUGCCCUUUUAAUCCCACUAAAGAUGAAGAUAUGGAUGGGGACGAUGACGAUAGUGAUGCUGGUUCUUGUUAUAGUAACGACUCCGUUAACAACGAAUUCCGGAGGAACUUUUUCGUCCAGGUUCAGAAAUGCUAACAUCAUGGUAAGAUGGGUUCGCUUUCUUGCGAAAACGGCUACGGACCACACAGAACCACGUAUGUGCACGGCGGAGGCGACGUCAUACCAGUGUAUCUGUUUUGGUUUCAAGUAAUGGUAACGUAAUCCAUAGAAAACGGGUGGAAAUGGUCGGUUGAAGAGUGAUAUCGGUCUAAGGUUUAAGUGGAAGAUGAUAAAGGUGUUCCUUGGUAUGGUUUAAGUGAGCGAGCAUUAUUAGAAUUUUCGGAUGACUAUGUUUGUUACGAUUUUAUUUUUGGAUAUGAAGAAUAUGACGCUUCCAUAAUAGAUAAACCCUUUGGUUUCCAUAAAGUCUCUACUCGUCCAGCAAAACAAGAAGUCUCAACUUGAAUUUUCAGGGCUGGCUUGGUCUGUGCAUAGUGCCUGACUAAGGUUAAUGAAGACUCAGGAGUUGGCGAUUACUGAGCAC